Molecule: messenger RNA, 1616 nt
Organism: Danio rerio (zebrafish)
Lineage: Eukaryota; Metazoa; Chordata; Actinopteri; Cypriniformes; Danionidae
Source: RefSeq, a predicted model, not a curated record
GCCAGUUCAAGUUGCCAUAGCAGACGAUAGCGGUAUCACAAGUUGAUCAUCCGAAAAUUGUCUAACAACUGGGCAUUCGGCGUUGCUUAUUUCUAGCCCCUGAUUCAUGGCAGUAUGGACUCCUCCAGUGAAUCUGGCACAUAUAAUAGACCCAGAGGGCAUCGAUGGCGGGCUAGGGAAAGGUCAGACAGUGGGUUUCCAAGGGAUACACAUGUAUCAGACAUAUCGGUCAAAAUCGACACUUUAGCAAACACUCUCCAGGAUACAAGCCGAAAUCUAAACAAAGUGGAUCGGAUGUUGGAACAGUACAAGGAACACGCAGAUGAUCAAGUUGAAGCCAUGGCGACGCUGAGAGAGAGCUUAGAGGAGUCAGUCCAGCAUCUGCAGGGACAGCGUUUGAGGAAGUCUACCAGUGGGUGGAGAACUUCGAAUUCCAUACUGCAAACAAGUGACUUGGAGGAUGGCAGCGCCACAGAAAGGUGGUGCAGCCCUCCGACGUCCACUCUAAGAAAUUAUGGGAGUGCAGCCACAGGUAACAGAAGACGGUCUGGUUCUGUCGCGGUGCAUUUCAGAGAUGUCACUCAAGCUGAAGGGGAGAUACACUCACUGCAUCAGUCACUUAGAGACCUGCGGAGUGAUCAACUUCGAAUGGGUGAUGACAUUGAUAGAGAAAUCAGCAAAAGAAACAGGACUGACAUAGAAACUAAGAGGAUAUUGGAGGAUCUUGCAGGCCACGUUCGGGCAUCAAAAAGUGAAGAGCUUGUCUCAUUACGGGUAGAGAAACGUCUACAGGAGAUCGAGGAUGAAAUGCACUCAAGGGAGCAGGUGGCUUCUGAAAGACAUCACAUAGAGAAACCAGAUGGCAUGUCUCAACUACAGAAGAUGGAUGACAUGCGUUCGCAGCUUCUCAGGAUAGAGAAAGACCAUGUACAAUUGCAAAGGGAGAUGUCUUUACUGCUGUCUCAGCAAAGGAGCGCAAGGAGACAACAGCAAGGAGGUGUCACAGGCGUUGACAGUGAGCUGGAGAGAGGGUUGUAUGUCUCUAGUGAGGUAGAAGAGCUGAAGAAAAGCAUUGAACAAAGAGAGAAAGAGAAAGCUCAGCUUGCUUUCCAGGUUGAGGUCCUUUCUUCAGAUUUGGAGCAGCAUCAGUUGCAGAAGUUGAGCCAACUAAAGGAGGUCCAGUCUCUUUUAAAGAACAAUAGUUUGGAGUGUUCACAUCUAAAGGCCCAGCUUAUUGAAAGUGAGACAAGGAGAGAGGAGCUGCGGUCAAAGGCACAGGAAGCAAUCCGACAGUGGAAGACUAAGUGUAAGAAACUGGGACGAGAGGUUCAGGAACUGAAGAAUGAGAGCAGAAAUGGCACCGAUAAAAACAAAUGGCACAGAAACCUGUUGCCAAUCCAGAUUUGGAACCCAGUCUGACCCAAGAACACUUCAAUGGAACAACAUCUGAACAAACAAGCAUGUAGUGGUUCACUAUUGCUGAAGCUAUCGAGGUGCAGUGCCUGUCUGAUCACUUAAAUAUAUACUGUAGGACAUGCAGUACUACUGUAUGUAUAUAGAAUGUUGAAACCCAUAAAUUGUCUUGUAUGACGCUUAUAAAAUCGUGUUUAAUUUUG